AUGUCAAUUACACCACCCUUGUCAUCAACAAUGUUAAAUACGCCACAAUUGUCAUCAACAAUGUCAGUUACACCACACUUGUCAUCAACCAUGUCAAUUACACCACAGUUGUCAUCAACAAUGUCAAAUACACCACAGUUGUCAUCAACAAUGUCAAUUACACCACCCUUGUCAUCAACAAUGUCAAUUACACCACAAUUGUCCUCAAAAAUGUCAAAUACACCACCCUUGUCAUCAACAAUGUCAAUUACACCACCCUUGUCAUCAGCAAUGUCAAUAACACCACCCUUGUCAUCAACAAUGUCAAAUACGCCACCCUUGUCAUCAACAAUGUCAAUUACACCUUCCUUGUCAUCAACAAUGUCAAUUACACCACCCAUGUCAUCAACAAUGUCAAUUACACUACCCUUGUCAUCAACAAUGUCAGUUACACCACCCUUGUCAUCAACAAUGUCAGUUACACCACCCUUGUCAUCAACAAUGUCAAUUACACCACCCUUGUCAUCAACAAUGUUAAAUACACCACCCUUGUCAUCAACAAUGUUAAAUACACCACCCUUGUCAUCAACAAUGUCAAUUACACCACCCUUGUCAUCAGCAAUGUCAAUAACACCACCCUUGUCAUCAACAAUGUCAAAUACGCCACCCUUGUCAUCAACAAUGUCAAUUACGCCUUCCUUGUCAUCAACAAUGUCAAAUACACAACCCUUGUCAUCAACAAUGUCAAUUACACCACCCUUGUCAUCAACAAUGUCAAAUACACCACCCUUGUCAUCAACAAUGUCAGUUACACCACCCAUGUCAUCAACAAUGUCAGUUACAACACCCUUGUCAUCAACAAUGUCAAUUACACCACCCUUGUCAUCAACAAUGUCAGUUACACCACACUUGUCAUCAACAAUGUUAAAUACACCACCAAUGGCAUCAACAAUGUCAAUUACACCACCCUUGUCAUCAACAAUGUCAAUUACACCACACUUGUCAUCAACAAUGUUAAAUACACCACCCUUGUCAUCAACAAUGUCAGUUACACCACCCUUGUCAUCAACAAUGUCAGUUACACAACUCUUGUCAUCAACAAUGUCAAUUACACCACUCUUGUCAUCAACAAUGUUAAAUAAACCACACUUGUCAUCAACAAUGUUAAAUACACUACCCUUGUCAUCAACAAUGUCAAAUACACCACACUUGUCAUCAACAAUGUCAAAUACACCACACUUGUCAUCAACAAUGUCUAAUACACCACACUUGUCAUCAACAAUGUCAAAUACACCACCCUUGUCAUCAACAAUGUUAAAUACACCACCCUUGUCAUCAACAAUGUCAAAUACACCACCCUUGUCAUCAACAAUGUUAAACACACCACCCUUGUCAUCAACAAUGUCAAUUACACCACACUUGUCAUCAACAAUGUCAAAUACAUCACCCUUGUCAUCAAAAAUGUUAAAUACACCACCCUUGUCAUCAACAAUGUCAAUUACACCACCCUUGUCAUCAUCAAUGUUUAAAAAAUCACUCUUGUCAUCAAGAAAGCUUUUUUUAAGGUAUCCUUAUCAACAAUGCUAA
Candidula unifasciata is the source of this 1566-nucleotide messenger RNA. The record is from the annotation of a GenBank genome assembly. Lineage: Eukaryota; Metazoa; Mollusca; Gastropoda; Stylommatophora; Geomitridae.